Messenger RNA from Mesoplodon densirostris (Blainville's beaked whale), 7638 nucleotides. RefSeq names its product protein tyrosine phosphatase receptor type J (gene PTPRJ). The transcript is spliced from 25 exons. The coding region runs from base 1 to 4248 and encodes 1415 amino acids. Gene Ontology annotation, molecular function: cadherin binding; protein tyrosine phosphatase activity; peptidyl-prolyl cis-trans isomerase activity. Gene Ontology annotation, biological process: angiogenesis; protein dephosphorylation. NCBI's taxonomy places the organism in Eukaryota, Metazoa, Chordata, Mammalia, Artiodactyla, Ziphiidae. The record is from RefSeq and is a predicted model, not a curated record.
AUGACGCGCGGAGGAGGCAGCCGGAGCCGCCGGAGCUGCCGGAGCUGGGAUCAGGGCGCCGCGCGCGGGGGGUGGGCGCCGCUCGCUCCGCCCUGCGAAGCCCCUGCGCGCCCAGGGACGCGUCCACCCCGCUGCAGCCCCGCCAGGCUCCGCCGUGUGGCCGCCGCCGCCGCCGCUGCUGCCAUGUCCCCGGGGAAGCCCGGGGCGGGCGGAGCGGGGACAAGGCGGACCGGCUGGAGGAGGAGGAGGCGGAGGCGGCGGCUGGAGGCGGCGACUAGGGCGCCGGGGCUCGGAAGCACGGCGGGGCCCGACUCGCGCGUCCCGGGCACGUUCCAGGGCGCGCGGGGCAUGAAGCAGGCGGCGCGGGAGGCGCGGCCGCCUCCGCGCUCGCCCCGGCUCCGCUGGGCGCUGCCGCCGCUGCUGCUGCUGUUGCGCCUGGGCCAGAUCGUGUGUACAGGUGACUGCUCCCGCUGCCAUCUGGUUGAAUCCACAUCUACAACCAGUGAGAUUCAAUCUAUCGAGGCACUAGGAAACUUUUCAGUGAUAAAUGUAACAGAUUUGAGUGGCCAGAGUCAGCAGUUUCCCCGAGCAGACAGUGAUGGGAAGACUUCAUUUUCAGGGCUGGUUCCUGGGCUGCACUAUCUUUUCACCUUUUCAAAUGGCUCUAGUACCUGCUGCCAAGAAGUGCAAAUACAACCCAGUCCUACAGAAGCUGUUACCAUCAGUCCAACCAGUGUGACCCUAACCUGGGAAAACGACACAGCUGGAGUAACGAGUAAGAUGGAAAAUGGGCAGAUGAGUCUUGCAAAUCAAACAGGUGGUAACAGCACAUACUCAAGUCCAGGACGCAAUGGGACUUCAGGAGAUACCACAUUAGAGCCUCGUCCCGUUUCUGGUCUUCGUGUUGUCUUCGUGGGUGUGACGCACGUUGCUCUUACCUGGAAGAAUGAUAACCUCACUGACACCUGCCGGAUGCUCCUUGAAGAAAGCCAAGAGUCGUCUCAAAACUUAGCAGUCAAUAUUUCAGGGAUUCAAAACAAGUUCACCCUGUUUCUUUCAAAUAAGACACAGAGUGACCCUCUGGUUACAGAAAAUAGCUUAGAUGCCAGCAACACAGACCGCUUUCUGCAGCCACCCAGGAGCCCCACUGCCCCUGGGUACAAAUACGGACUCGAACCUGCAGCCCCGUCCUCUGACCCUUCUCUGCCCCAAGACACCACGGAAGUCCUGCUUUUUGGGUUAAAGUCUGACACACAGUACAAGGCCACUGUUUAUCCUCGAGCAGCAAAUGGUACCGAAGGACAGCCCCGCACCACAGAGUUUAAAACAAAUUCCAGUCAGGUGUUUGACAUCGAAGUUGUGAACAUCAGUGCCACAGGCUUGACCCUGACCUGGAAAAUCAAUGAGAAUGAGUCAUCUUCUGUCUAUACCUACCAGAUACAAGUUGCUGGCGAGACAGAUUCCUUCAAUCUCACUGUCCGUGAGACUCAUGCAGUCAUCACCUCACUCAGCUCGAGCACGUUAUACAACAUCACAGUGUGGCCUUUCCUUGACAACACUUCUGAGGGCAUACCGGGCUUUCUCCAAGUGUACACCCCCCCCAGACCAGUUUCUGACUUUCGAGUGACAAGUGUCAGCACAAGGGAAAUUGGCUUAGCAUGGAACAGCAAUGACUCUAAUUUCUUUGAGAUAAAUAUCACACGGGAUGAAGUUAGAGAAUGUCAAACAACCACCGAACAAAGUAUUGUCAUUGGUGACUUACGCCCUGGAGCCAAGUAUCGUUUUGACAUAUUUCCACAAGGACCAAAUGGGACUACAGGGGAUUCCCAAACAGUUUACAGUACAACUGACCUCGGUGCAGUGUUUGAUAUCCGUGUGGUCAAUGUCACCACAACCGACAUGCAGUUGGCGUGGCGGAAUACAGACAAUGUUACUGGGUACAUCUACUGUGUAGCGAUAGAGUCUGAGCACAGCUCUAACCAGACAAAUAGUUCUCAUGAAGCCAUCACUCUCGGGGGCCUGAUCCCGGGCACCUUAUAUAACAUCACAAUCUUCCCAGAAAUGAACGGUUGCCUAGGGAAUUCCAACUCCACCGCACAGUACACACGGCCCAGCAAUGUGUCCAACAUUGAAGUAAGGACCAACACCACAGCAGCAACCUUAAACUGGCAGAACUUUGAUGAAGCCUCUUUGAGGUACACCUACCGCCUUCUAAUUGAGCAGGAUGGAAAUUCCAGCAAGGCCACACAAAUAGUCACAGACAUCGGCAUCACCUAUGCUACAGUCACCGAGUUAACACCUGGCUCCUCAUACACCGUAGAGAUCUUCACACAGGUGGGGAAUGUCACCGAGUCACUGGUACCUGGCUGGCAGUCAUUCUGUACAGACCCUGCACCAGUAACCUUCUUCCACUGUGAGGUGGUCCCCAAAGAGCCAACCUUGGUCCUCAAGUGGGCCUGCCCUUUCGGCACCAACACAGGCUUCGAGCUGGAGGUCAGGCACGGAGACUGGGAAAAUAUGACGAACCUGGAGAGCUGCUCCUCGGAGAACGGCUCUGAGUACAGGACGGAAGUCACAUAUUUGAAUUUUUCUACCUUGUACAACAUCAGCAUCAUUGCCCGGUCCUGUGACAAGAUGGCACCGCCCACCCAAAACACCUGCCUCACUGGCAUCACAGACCCUCCUUCUCCAGAUGGAUCCCCUAACAUUACAUCUGUCAGUCACAAUUCUGUGAAGGUCAAAUUCAGUGGGUUUGAAGCCAGCCACGGACCCAUCAAAGCCUACGCUCUCAUUCUCACCACUGGGGAUGCUGUUCACCCGUCAGCAGAUGUAUUGAGAUAUACGUACGAAGAUUUCAAAAAGGGGGCCUCGGAUACUUAUGUGACAUACCUCAUAACAACAGAAGAAAAGAGAUGUUCUCAGGGCUUAUCUGAAGUCUUGAAAUAUGAAAUCAAUGUUGGGAACGAGUCCACCACGCACGGCUAUUACAACGGGAAGCUGGAACCUCUGGGUUCCUAUCGGGCUUCUGUGGCUGGCUUCACCAAUAUUACCUUCAACCCUCAAAGUGAUGGACUCAUAGAUGGGGCUGAGAGCUACGUGUCCUUCAGUCGCUAUUCAGAUGCUGUUUUCUUGCCCCAGGAUCCAGGUGUCAUCUGUGGAGCAGUGUUUGGAUGUAUCUUUGGUGCCUUGGUUAUUGUGGCCGUAGGAGGCUUCCUCUUCUGGAGAAAGAAAAGGAAAGGUGCCAAGAACAAUGACGUGUCCUUUUCUCAAAUUAAACCUAAAAAAUCCAAGUUAAUCAAAGUGGAGAAUUUUGAGGCCUACUUUAAGAAACAGCAAGCUGACUCCAACUGUGGAUUUGCGGAAGAAUAUGAAGAUCUGAAGCUUGUUGGAAUUAGUCUACCUAAGUACGCAGCUGAACUGGCUGAGAAUAGAGGAAAAAAUCGCUAUAAUAAUGUUCUACCCUACGAUAUUUCCCGUGUCAAACUUUCAGUCCAUGCCCAUUCAACUGACGACUACAUCAAUGCCAACUACAUGCCUGGCUACCAUUCCAAGAAAGAUUUUAUUGCCACACAAGGACCUUUACCCAACACUUUGAAAGAUUUUUGGCGUAUGGUUUGGGAGAAAAAUGUCUAUGCCAUUGUCAUGUUGACCAAAUGUGUUGAACAGGGAAGGACCAAAUGUGAGGAGUACUGGCCCUCCAAGCAGGCUCAGGACUAUGGGAACAUAACGGUGGCAAUGACGUCAGAAAUUGUUCUACCAGAAUGGACCAUCAGAGACUUCACAGUGAAAAAUAUCCAGACAAGUGAGAGUCACACUCUGCGUCAGUUCCAUUUCACCUCCUGGCCUGACCACGGCGUUCCUGACACCACUGACCUGCUCAUCAACUUCCGGUACCUUGUUCGUGACUACAUGAAGCAGAGUCCUCCUGAGUCACCAAUUCUGGUGCACUGCAGUGCUGGGGUGGGAAGGACGGGCACUUUCGUUGCCAUCGAUCGUCUCAUCUAUCAGAUAGAGGACGAGAACACUGUGGAUGUGUACGGGAUUGUGUACGACCUUCGAAUGCACAGGCCUUUAAUGGUGCAAACAGAGGACCAGUAUGUUUUCCUCAAUCAGUGUGUUUUGGAUAUUAUCAGAUCCCAGAAGCACUCGAAAGUAGAUCUCAUCUACCAGAACACAACUGCAAUGACAAUCUACGAAAACCUUGCACCAGUGACCGCAUUCGGAAAGACAAAUGGUUACAUUGCCUAAAUUCCAAAGGAAAACCUUUCUGGAGUUAACCAGACCGUCACACCCACAGCAAAGGAAAAUGCCCCGAUGUUGACAUGUUUUUGUAUGUCUAGUAUCCUAAUUCUUUGUUCCGUUGUGUUAGAACUAAUUUGAGAGUGUGAAGCUGCACAUGUGAAACAUGACAAAUGAGAAGUUGGGGCUAUCAGGGGCUGUGGAUGGGUGGUGAGCAAAUCAACUAUGUUUCUGAUUAUCAGUGGGAUGAGUUCACUUUUUUUUUUUCUUGAGAAUUACAGAACACCAGGAAAAGUGAGCUAUGAUUUUUUUUUCUUUUACAAGACAUUCUUUUUAAAAAAGACUAUUUUAUAUGAUUCACAUGCUAAAGCCAGGAUUGUGUUAGGUUGAAUAUAUUUUAAGUAUCAGAGGUCUAUUUUUACCUACUGUAUCUUGGAAUCUAGCUGAUGGAAAAUACAUAAUAGUGGAUGAUUAUCAUGUAGGGAGGGCUACAUGGUACCUCUCCUGCCUGGGUUUUCUAUUUGAACAUGUGCCUUUUCUGAAUUAUGCUUCCACAGGUAAAACUCAGUAGAUCUCUAUUUUUGUAUUGAAUCUCAUAAUUGGACUAUGUGGAAUAUUUAAACAGUAGUUUAGUAUCAGAGGUUCAGCCUUCUUAGUAACAUUCCUGUUCUCAUUUGAUUAGAGGAGAUCCUCCCCAGCUUCCCCCAUCCCCUGUUUUGUGCUCUAUUCUUUCUUCCCUUUCCCCCUCCUAUUUUUCCCCAAAGACACUUCUGAUGGCCACAUUUUCUGCCCAUUGGUUGAGCAAGAGUGGAAACUGAAUUAUCACCGUGAGAAUUUCGGGGUGGGGGAAGGUCGGGGGGAAGCAGAGGAACCCUUCAGUGACACAAUAAUCUUUUAUUGUCCCCAUUUGAUCUUUUUUCUCAUUUCUGUAUGUGGUAAGAAGGAUUAUUUAAAGGUGCAAUAUGUGACUUAGUGAUUCAUGAUGCUCUAGGUUUUUAGUAAUGUUUUACUCAGGUUGGCAUUUUAUGUGUCUCUGUGUGUCCGUGUAUGUGUGUAUGUUUUUAAAAGCGUGGCAAUCUGCGAACACUUCCGUGUGAAAACAGUGUCAGAUGAAUCCCUCCUUCCGUAGAGUCUACUGGCUUUAGUCUGUAUCUGCAGUGACACAUACCCGUAUCUGCUGUAUAUAUAUAUACUAAACUCUUAAAACAGUCAUUCCUUGGAACUGAGGUGUACAAAGUUCAAAUUUGUAUCAAAGAUGUAAUUAUUAUUUUUAAAACUUCUUUUCAUUAUACUGCUGCUGUAAUUACUUUGAUUUUUUAAAGUGUAGAUUGAUUUUUGUCGUUGUUGUUUUUGGCUUUCAGGUAUGUGUAUCCACCGAGAAUUUCAGAAUCUAUGUGGAUUUAUUUUAUUGGUACAUAAUCUGUAAACUUCUCAAGGCAUUAACACGAAAGGAUUUGUUUCUUUUUAUUUUAUAUUGUGGCUCAGGUUAUAUUUUGAAGAUGUGUUGAGUUUCUCCUCCAAUAGGCAAUGAAGUGUACAAGGUCUUAUGAAGGAAUGACCAAGUCCCUGGAGUCCUGUGGCCGUUUCCCACAGUCAUAAAUCCUGCUGUAAACAUAGGACGAUGUGUCCUAUUGAAAACGGGAGCGGCGUGCCCUGGUCACCGUGGAUCUGUGGGAUCCUGUCUCCUGACCCUGCCAUGCUCCUUAACUCACCGGCACUUUGAUCACUGACUGGACAGUUGGGUAUCUUAGGGUCAUGAAGGGGGAACCACCGCCUACAGAAAGCCCUUGAUUCGGUUCAGAGGUCGAGUGCUGCACGUCUUUUGUCUCCCUCUCCCUUUGAGGUACUGAAAGGAAUAAAGGAGAAGUGGUAAUGGUGUCGUGUUUUGGGAGAACCUUACUUCCCAAAUGGAAAUUGCACUUUUUGCUGAAUCCUUUGCUCUCUUUGGUAGAAAGCAGUUUGUUCAGUAUCAGGCCCUUCGAGGAGUGGGCUGGCCAGGCCAGGCCAGGCUGGGUCCUCCUCUUUGGCUCUGAAGGUCUGCAUCAGGGAAGCCAUGCUGUCCCGGGGUGUUGAGUGAAGCUGGGUUUGGGCGACUGCUUCCAAGCCUUCACACUUGGAAGGCUACCCCUUGCACGCAAGAUCUUGGAGGGUUCCGUAACUUCUUCAGUGGUCCCUGUUCAGGCAGCAGUUCUGUGGGUCACACCCCUUCCCACUCCAAUUUGUCAGGAAACCACAGUGAUGGGUGCCACUGUACCAAAUCCCAUGUAGAUGUACGCCCUGCCCACAUCACUGCCGCUGCUGUGGAGAAGUCGGAGGGAAGGACUUAACUAGAAAAAUUCCUUUAAAAGAUGAAAGCAACAAUAAUCAUAAACAUAUUGUGUCCAAAUGCAAAACCCAGAAAUCUUCCUCCCUUCCGCCUGGGAUGAUCUUGGGAUCAGACGUCAUUCCCAAUCCUGGGAGGAAGGCUUGUGGUGGAGAGGCCUGGAUUCCAAAUGGGCAGGUCACACGAAGGUCACGAUGCUUCUCUGCAUCCUGAACAGACCUGGCGAUGGGCCAAGGGUGGGGGGGUUGGUGAGGGUAUUUAUAGCACAGUGAAAAGGGAAGAUUAAUGUGUAAAUAUAAAGGACACCCGGGCUGGGGGUUGGCCCCAGAAAAGAGAAAGUGCUUUUGAGUUCCUGCCCCCAGCCCUUCCAGGAACAAUGGAACAGUGGAUAAUGGACCAAACUUUGAGGAGUCCAGUGGAAUCGUGGGGAUGGUGUGAUCACCCUUGCUUAGUAUUUGACAGUUGCAUACAGAAAACCAGCCAGGAUGGGAUGAGUUAGUUUGGGGGAUUUGGGCCAUUGAUAUCUUCUCCCAAGAGCAAGGACGUUUUGUCUGCAAAGUUAAAUCUUGUGAUGAUUGGCACCAGUAGGAAGUGACAUUUGGGUCUGUUCCCUGUGGCCAUGUAACAACCAUUAGAUUUUGGCAUAAUUGACUCCACUGGAUUUGGGCAUCACCAAGUCAUAGGCUCCUGGGAUUGGGGCCAACUAUGCAGAUGAUUCUUGUUCGCUUUUCAUCUGGGAUGAAAAAGCCUGGUUUUCUUUUGAAAUGCUUGAUUGCACUUGCUGAGCUAAUAAACAAGUCUUGGUGACUGAUGUUGAUUUGCCUCCAAAGUCCAAGUUCUGAGUUUUCAGACUAUGUGUAGCAGUCGAGUAUUUAACAUACUGUAGCUUUUUUUCCCUUGGGGACACCUAUGAAUAGGAUAUGUUGAUGUGGACUCUAAAACUGUAAUUUUCUUGUAACUAUUUUGGAAUGAUGCAUAUUUCUAAUGUUUGUUAUACUUGUACAGAGUAUUGCUGUUGGUUGCUUUUUUUUUUUGGUUUGUUUUUUAAGGAAAAAAAUGGCCUGAAAAAAAAAUUU